Geodia barretti is the source of this 984-nucleotide messenger RNA. The record is from the annotation of a GenBank genome assembly. Lineage: Eukaryota; Metazoa; Porifera; Demospongiae; Tetractinellida; Geodiidae.
AUGACAGAGAUGACGGUAAUCGAGGCAGUGCGUUCGGCUCUGCGGGAAGAAAUGGAGCGGGACGAGCGGGUCUUUGUCAUGGGCGAGGACGUGGGACAACGCGGCGGCGUGUUCUUGGCCACCCAGGGGCUUAUCGAAGAUUUUGGUCCCCAGCGCGUGCUGGAUACUCCGCUAGCGGAGGCGUCCAUCAUGGGCAUCGCAUUGGGCGCCGCGUUCCGUGGGAUGCGCCCCAUCCCGGAGGUGCAGUUCUCCGAUUUCGUGUGGCCCAGCGUCAACCAGCUGAUCGGGGAGGCAGCCCGUGCCUACUAUGGAACCAACGGGGCCCUCAAGGUUCCCAUGACCGUCCGCAUACCCUACGGCGGGGGAAUUCGCGGCGGGUUGUUUCACUCGCAAAAUGUAGAGGCUCUUUUCUUCCACACACCGGGUUUGCUCGUCGUAACUCCGUCGACGCCGUAUGAGGCCAAGGGUCUGCUGAAAUCGGCAAUCCGCGACGACAAUCCGGUGAUAUUCCUGGAGCACAAAAAGACCUACCGCCUGGUGCGCGGCGAAGUCCCCGACGACGAUUACACCAUCCCAAUCGGCCCGGCCGACAUCAAACGCGUCGGCGGCGACGUCACCGUGGUGUCCUACGGGCUGGCGAUGCACUACUGCCUGGCCGCCGCUGAAGCCGUGGCUGCCGACGGGAUUGCCGCCGAAGUGGUCGACCUGCGCACCCUGAAACCACUGGACACCGCAACGAUACUGGCCUCGGUGCGCAAAACCGGCAAGUUGCUCAUUGUGCACGAAGACAACAUCAGCGGAGGCAUCGGCGCCGAGAUUGCGGCGCUGGCUGCCGAUGAAGCAUUCGAGUAUCUGGAUGCACCCAUCGCCCGGUUGUGCGGGCCCGACGUGCCAACUAUGCCCUUCGCCCAAACGCUGGAAGAUGCCUACAUGCCCAACCCCGAGGCCAUCGCCUCCGAGCUACGGCGGUUGGCCUCAUACUAA